Molecule: messenger RNA, 738 nt
Organism: Theileria equi strain WA
Lineage: Eukaryota; Apicomplexa; Aconoidasida; Piroplasmida; Theileriidae
Exons: 3
Coding region: 1-738 (245 amino acids)
Source: RefSeq, a predicted model, not a curated record
AUGAGUAUCUUAUUACGUGCUUUGUUGCCUCCAUCUAAUUUGGGCAAGUUGGAGAACUCAGUGCUUAGCAACGAAAAUUUGUAUUUGUUGAUACAGCUAAUGGGAAAGAAGAAACGUCGAAAGGUAGAAAAGGUCAUAAAAACACAAGAACACAAAGAUUCAUCCGUCAGCGAUGUUAUUCGUUUGCAUGACCGUGUUGGAACGCCGGAAACAACUGUGUCUAUUUCUAAAACGGUCAGAAACCAGAUAAAUUUGGCAUAUAGAGGUCAUAUAACCAGGAAACAUAUCGCAAGAUUUCGCAAAUAUAAGGUAACACUAAACAAUUUGGCACAUAUAUUGCAGAUAUCACAAGAUUCUGGAUUAACGCAUGAUACUUUGGAAAGAUUACCUGGCUCUUUUGUAACACCGUUGACUAAGCUUCAACAUCAAUCCACGUUGCCACCGACUUUAGCACACGGACGACAUAACAUUCCUCACGUACUGCAUUACACGGUUGGUUGGUACGGAGUUGCAUCUCCCUCUAAAAAUCAAGUUAAUCCUUGUUUUGUUUCUUUCAAUAUUGAUGAUUUAGACCUAACACCAAGGUUAGUUGAUUGGAAUAUAAAAUGGUGUAGACAGCAGGACAUGCUUAAGGAAAUUAUCGGACAAUCAAGAUACGACAGAGAAAGCAAUAUAGCAAUACUCGAAUCUUAUACCUUUGAAAAUCUAAAUCACAAUGCAGCAUAUUUAGGUUGGUGA